AUGCACGAAGAACUGGUAACUGUAUUUAAUCCAGGGAAAGGAAUUUAUGGGUUGAGAGACAGGUGUCUUGACCUGGCUUUUGUGUUAAGCAAUCAAGUUGAAGAAACAUUCCCACUACUUAAAGAGGUACCUGCAAAGUAUAUUUAUUCAACCAUCCCAAUGGGAUUUUCCCUUAGUAAAUCUGCUACUCAGGUAUCUGCUAUGCAUAUGGAUUCAAAAGUGGAUGAUCAUUUGAUGCGAGGGACUGAGAAAAGCAAGUUGGAACCAGUGACUCAAUUAUUUCAAAACACCAAGAAAAUAAGAUUAGAAGACACAAACGAAGAACACUUUACAAGAAGUAAAGCGAUUGGCUCAGGAUCUCUUUCAGAGAAAACCUUGGGUUCUGUGGUAUAUGUUAAAGAAAAUGAUGGAAUGGAAAUGACAGAUGUGGAAUGAAGUUAUUUGUACAUACUGCCAAAGAAACCAGAAUUUGCUUUUAACUAAGAGAGCAUGUUGAAUGAGAACUUAACCUUAUCAGAAAAAUCUAACAAAAUGAAGGUAGACAAUUGCUUAUUUUUCACUAUUUAUGAAUCACAUUAGACUUCACUUUUUUGAUACGUAUUCAAAAAAGUUAAUGUUUUAGGGGGAAAAAACUUUCCAAAAUUCAAAGCAAAAUUUUCUGGCAUUCUAUCCUUGUCAAAAAUCAGAAUUUUUGAAUAACAGUAUUUAAAUGGUACCAAAAUAUUUUAAUUGUAAUGUAUUUCUUUAACAAGUGAUCAAAAAACAGUGCCCAAACAAUUUGACAUCUGUAUUUCACACUAUGUGUGGUAUACCAAUUUUGUAAGAUUUAUAGUUUGGAAUUUUGCUUUAGGGUAUUUUAUCUUCCUGCAUUUUUGCAUUUCUGUUCUGUAAAAGAUCACUUCAGGUAAACUCUACAAAAGACCAAUAAAUUACGUACCUUGAGAAGCAUUUCACAUUUUAAAUCAUCCUUUUAAAACUGUUUUCCCCCACAAUGAAUUCAUUUCAAAAUUACAAAAUAGUUAUUUCCAAGUAUAAUAGUUUAUCUUAUAGAUACUACCAUUUUAUACUACUAAUAUUUAAUAUAAAAAAGCAGCCUAUUAUUAAAAAAAAUUGUUUUAUAUAUAUCAGUUUGCCGUUCUUACUGAAAUGUCUAGUAGUUUGAGACAGCAGUAUUGUCCCAGGUAUUGAGAGAUGAAAUUGAAAUCAUUUUGUGUCUGGACAUAUAGUGACCUGUAACUAUAUUAUGUAUGUUUUGAACAUUUUCCUCUACUUUAAUAUUUAUUGGCUAUUUCUAAUGCCCAAUUGUGAGUAAUCUCCAUGAUAUUCAUAAAAACAAAGAUGAAAAGGCAUCUUCUUUUAGGGGAAGCAAUAUUUUAUAAAUCAAAAAAAUACAAAUGUGAUAUAUUUGUAGGGAAUAUUGAGCUUAGAGCUAAAUAAAAUUGUUGAAUGGGACAUAAGCUAGUAGGAUGAUGCUUUUUAUCAUUUACAGAACAUAAUUCUUUGGGAGAGAAAAAAACUCAAGUCUUUCAUUUGUUCACCUAACCUGGCACUGUGCUUGUUGCUGGGGAUAUAGUGGUCAAUAAAAUAGCCACUGCCAUCAUAGUGUUUACUGUUUGUCUGCCAGGGAAGAUAGAACAUCAGACAGUAAUUAUGUAAGAUACAAAUUAUGAUGUGCCGUGAAGAAAAAGUAAAAUGUCCAGAAGGACAGGACACAUAACACAUAAACCUGAUUUUUAAUUGUGGAACUAGGAAGUUUUCCCUAAGGUCAUGUCAUUUAUAGCUUUUGCAGUGACAUAGUUGUCCAAGUAAGAUGAUGGUAAUGGUCAAUGUCUUGAGAAGGGGAUAGAGUCCUGGUGAAGGUUAGCAGGACAGAAUGAUGGUUUGAAAGUGAGAAGGAAGGAAAAAGAAAGGAACUCCAGCUAAAAAGGCUAUUGCACAGAGGUUCUCUGGGGGAAAAGACUGAACUCAGGAGCAUGGUUUUGGCACAUAACCCAGUUUCCAAGGCAAGUAGACAGUUAUAUGUAUGUAACUAAAAAAUUUUGAAGUAGUAUACAGAAAUGGUAUUGAAAGCCUUGGGAAUGAAUGAGAUUGCUGAAGGUGAAUGUAUAGUGUGAGCCAAAGUCUUGAGGAACUCAAACAUUUAGGAGCUGGUCAGCAUGGGGGAGCUAGCAAAGGGAACUGAGGAGUUGGCAGUGAGAUAGUAAAAAACUAAGACAAGGUAAUGUCAAGACUGCCCACAGUAGUUGUUAUGGUGGAGGUAGUCAACUGAAAGGUCAGACAAGGAUGGAAAGGUCCAUUGGAUCUAGCAAUAUGAAAUGUCACAGUAACCUUAGCAAAAACCACUUUCUUUUUUUUUUUUUUUUUUAACAGGGGCUUGGCUCAGAUAUUUACAGCCUUGUUUUUCAUCUCCCUGAAUGUCAAACAGAACAUUUGAUAGUCAUGUCGGAUGUUGAAUUUGAGAUGAUCUUUCAUUGUGCAUGAUGCCUCCUGCAUUGCAGGUUGUGAAAUACAGUAGCACACUCCAGUCACUGAGACUAUAAAAAAUGCAAACAUUUAUUACCCUCACUGAGAACCAUUGCUGCCAAGACAACAGAAAAUUGGAAUCCCCAAAUCCAAUCUAAGCCAUAAUUUUAGCAGCCCACUCAAGAAGGGAAAUCCAAAAAGACUUCCUGGAAGAAGGUGGAAUGGAACAAGCUUAAUAAGGACAAUAUCCUCACUUAGAUGUUUUGGGAGAAUUCUAUAAGUGGUAUCUUAAAGGGGCUACUUUUCAGAGUUCUCUUGUUUCUAAUAAGAGCAAAUUCCCCAUAUAAAAAGGUGUAGUUCAGCAGAAAUAAGGAUGUUAGGAGACUUUAAAUCCAACAUAUCCAUAAAAUAAGGUAUCUAAACCUAUUAUACAUGCAUUGGUGUUGUCAUGGAUGCUAAUAAUAAAAGCUUUCAUUUAUUGAGCUAGUGUGUGACUAUCUUAAUUGGGACUCCCUAGA
Callorhinus ursinus (northern fur seal) is the source of this 2981-nucleotide messenger RNA. The record is from RefSeq and is a predicted model, not a curated record. Lineage: Eukaryota; Metazoa; Chordata; Mammalia; Carnivora; Otariidae.